CGUAUCCAGGAAGGGCGAUGCUCGUUAGGAUCAAACUGUCGAUUGAGGUCUUCCUAAGCACUUCAAAAGAGGUACCAGAAUUUCCACUCUGGGUUCCAAAUGCUGCGGCGACAACAAUCGGUUGAAAUAUUGUGUUUCCAUAAAAUACGACAUCGAAGAGGAACCAGGUUCCAGCGGUACCAAUAACUUUUCGACCCAAUCCAGGCUCGUGUAACAGGUUUUGCAACCAUCCUCCACCGUGAAUGCUAAGGGCAUCACCUUCACUAGUUACGUUUUGCCCGCCGUUCAUGAAUCGCUGCUCACCAUCAUCGCUAAUGUUGCUGACCGUGCUUGUUAAAACUGAAUUAUUCUCUAAUUCUCCAUCCGAAUCGGCAUCUUCCAUUUGCUCCAUCUCUGGAAAAGCUCCAAUUGUGCGACGGUAUCGGUGGUGUUGAUGGCAUUGAAGGCACAUCAACACGAUGCCAGGGAGAGCACCCAGACCAAGCAUUGUUCGCCACACGACAUCUAGGUUGGAAGUAGAAUACAGAAGCAGCACGGCGACUAGUGGAACAGAGACAAACCCAACCCCUUGCAUGCUAAAGGUCAGCACAACUCGUUGGAUCGACGACGAGUCGGUCUCUGAUCCGUUGGUUUCGCCUCCACCCUCUGRUUGUCGGUUUCCGUCCUCGGCACUUAUUACGGCAGCCAAUGGGUAUMCCCCGCCGCACCCAAUCCCCAGCACAAACCUCAGGCCGGACAGCCAGAGGAAAACGUCAGCCCGGCCACGAGCUCCAACCCCUCCCAUUCCCACGAACGCGCUCGCCAAACUCGCAACAAUUUGCAGCGCCAUCACCAGACGCAGGGCUCCCAUCCGGCCCAGCCAAGAGUCGCCUAGCGCACCCCCCAUCAAUUGCCCAAAAAUCAUUCCCGCCAACAGAGACGACGCCACCAAUGCCGUGUCGCUAUCCGAGCUACCGGAAUGCAGUUCUUUCAAGAUCGGCAAUACGAGAGAAACAUUGACGACGUUAUAGCUUGUGGAGAAAUUGCUAAUCAUGGCCGUGACCUGGUGGGCGUUUUGGUACCACCGUUUGGCGGUGACCGUUCUGCCAUCGUUGUCGACGACGUUAUGAUUGCCGUUGGAAGCCGCCAUUGCAAGCGGUGACGAAGGAGAAAGCAAGGAUGUUUGCAAAUCUUCAAAGCUCCCGUACGAGGGUUCCUCCGAUCUUCGCAUUGUAGAAUAUCAUAUAACCGUUUGCCAGAACGGGAGGUACGGUGCAUGCCAUCAAUACCAUUAGUUGGUGAUUCUCAAAAGCGAGAUGUGGUCAAGCUGCAGUACACGUGAUCAAACAAACGAAGAAAACUUACUCUCUACCGAGAAAACGGGAUAUAAAGUUCGAAAGAGUCGACCACAUGUCUUGACUGAGGAUCGUCUUCCUCGAUUGCCUCAAGACUUUUUGUGCUUACGGUAUUAGGAAGUAAGUAGUUGCUGUUGCAUGAAUCUCUUUCCUCCCAAAGAUUCGAAAGGACGAAAAUUUUUGCUACGGGUUUUUACACCUGUCGUCAACAACGAACGAGAGACAUACCGGUAGGCGGUUCAAGGUGAUGUUCUAAAUUCGGAAGAAAAGUCUCGCAAUCAAACAGUCGUACGAAGUACUAGUAAUAUGCAGUACAAGUAUGAUGGUUAGAUACUAUGAAUAUGACCGGCAAUUUUUUUAUUUCGAGAACACCUCUACCGGAUGAGUAUGACCUAAGGUACUCGUAUCGAAUAUUGGAUGAAAGCUGGACAGAAUGGUGCUAUUGGACUAAGAGUGCCGGAGCAUUACUUCCAUUCCACAAAGAUCAUCCGUUUACCAUCAUCAGUUACCAGAUCAAACUCCACGAACCGUACAACAUGGUGAGGAUCAAACAUGGAAGCAAGGAGCAUAGGAGUUUAUGUCGCCGUCCCUUAGCGUUAUAUCUGCUUUUGGCGGCAGCCAUUGCCAUUUUUGCCGCGAACAUGCAGUAUCCGUCGGAAGUUUUUGUGACACUAGACUCGGUUGGUCUUCAGCGGAAUUCUUCUCCCACAAUUGCUACCAAUGAUGCUUCAGCUACCCAGCAAACAAAACCCCACGAACAGAACAUGUCGAACCACCACUGCCUCAACGAGGAUUUCAAACCACAGAACAAAGUGGGAGUCUGGACAAUGCUUAACGACAACAUGGAUUAUGUCAAAGGUGCCGCCAAGCUAGGUGUCKGUGUUCGCGCCAAAACGAAGACGCCACUGGAUCUGGUGGUCAUGGAACUGAGAUCCAAGCCGCUCGGGAAGGACAUGUGGGACGUGCUGCGGCUCGCGGGGUUCAUCAAAUGCACCGUUGAGAGCAUCAAGUCUCCCGUCAAGACGCGGGAAGACCUGAAGGAAAAAUUUUCGGUGUUGCACGUUUGGGCCAUGGAAGUCUACGAGACGGUCGUCUUUUUGGACGCGGACACGUACGUUCAGAACAGCAUCGACGACCUAAUCCACAUGGAUCUGAAGGGGAAGGCGCUUGGGGUGACGAAAGACAUUCGCGAACGGAAAUGGGUCGAGACGUUCAACAGCGGAGUGAUGGUGCUCAAGCCAAAUUUGCAGGAACACAAACGAUUGGUCGAGCUAUUGAACAGCGGCCUGGAAUUUGACUUUAUCAUGUCCGACCAGGGAUUCCUCAACGAGGUCUACAAAGACAAUUGGCACGAGAUCGGGUUUGUGAACAAUGCCAACCUCGCACUCUAUAGAUUUCAGCGUGAGUUCUGGGACCAGCACAAACUGGAAGACAUCAAUGUUAUCCACUAUACCAUGAAAAAACCCUGGAAGUGCAAGCGAAAUGGUCCCUAUGGAYCGAUAUGUGCAGUUUGGAUCGAUGCAUGAAAUUGAGAUACAAUAGAGGACAAAUGUCAGACAAAAAAGCGGACGACAUUCCCCUAAUGAGUUACCAAGUAUAUGUAACCACGGAGGACCUGCCAAUUAAAAGCGACAAUCGCGGGUAGAAGUCAGUAAAAAUUUAAGCCUAUG
Molecule: messenger RNA, 3004 nt
Organism: Pseudo-nitzschia multistriata
Lineage: Eukaryota; Bacillariophyta; Bacillariophyceae; Bacillariales; Bacillariaceae
Source: the annotation of a GenBank genome assembly